This is a messenger RNA of Closterium sp. Naga37s-1, 963 nucleotides long. The record is from the annotation of a GenBank genome assembly. Lineage: Eukaryota; Viridiplantae; Streptophyta; Zygnematophyceae; Desmidiales; Closteriaceae.
AUGCGAUCAACCAAUAGCAUCGCGCUCAAUAUAUCUCCCACGAUUUCCGCUGCACUCCAGUCAUCCCCUUCCUCCUCACUCUCAUCCCCAACCAAUGUUAUCCGCACGCUCCAAACCUCCUCAGCCACGUCACCUGCAACGAGCCCAGCCCCCACCCCACCAGCAGCAUCCACCACCCCUACCUCAUCCCCGUCCGCCACGUCAGCACUCGGCACGCCAGAACCCGCCACAUCACCAUCUGAGCACGCGCUAGUGGCGGGGGGAGCGGCGGCAGAGAGGGCGGUGGGGGGGUGGCUGAUGGGGUGUGCGGCGUGGGUGUGGGCGCUGGUGGUGCUGGGGGGCGUGACUCGCCUCACCCGCUCAGGCCUCUCAAUGACUGACUGGAAGUUCGGAGGAGAGCAGGCGCCCAGGAGCGAGGAGGAGUGGGCGGGGGAGUUUGACAAGUAUCAGCAGUCACCUGGUUCAAGAGGUGCCUCAGGAAGCUCAAUUUCCACCUCCCCUUCUGCCCAUGCUAUUCUCGUUCCCCCUUGCAGGGUGAACAGCAGCAUGACGGUAGAUGAGUUCAAGUUCAUCUAUUGGAUGGAGGUCAACAGCAGCAUGACAGUUGAUGAAUUCAAGUUCAUCUACUGGAUGGAAGUCAAUAGCAGCAUGACUGUCGAUGAGUUCAAGUUCUACUGGAUGGAGUACGCUCACCGCAUGUGGGGGAGGGCGCUCGGCCUCCUCUUCCUCCUCCCCGCCGCUUACUUUGCCGCCCGCUGCUACAUCAAGACGAAGCUCGCCGCCCGCUGCACCGUGCUGUUUGGCCUGCGCGGGGCGCAGGGGCUGAUGGGCUGGUGGAUGGUGAAAUCAAUCCUCGUUGAACACUGGCAACGGAGCAGUCCUGAUGUCUAUGCCGCUGUUCCUCCCUCAGAAGCCAAGAAGAGAGAAGAUCUAGAGGAUGCCAAGGCACUACAAUCUCGUUAA